Molecule: messenger RNA, 2380 nt
Organism: Linum tenue
Lineage: Eukaryota; Viridiplantae; Streptophyta; Magnoliopsida; Malpighiales; Linaceae
Source: the annotation of a GenBank genome assembly
GACGGCAGACGGCAGUCGUUCAACCAAAAAAAAAAAAAAAAACACCAAAAACAAAAGAAAAUUAAUGAAUCCCAAGUCCCCCCCCUGAAAGUGAAAACGAAAAAAGAACAGUUCUAAUUUGAAGUUGAAAAGCAAAGCCCUAAAAUUUCUGUCUUUGUUCCUAUUUUUUGGUGGCUUAUAGCCUUUUCGAUCUUUCGCUGAAAGGGCAGAGGAAAUCAAUCAUGAGAGGAACAAAACGUCUCGCCACAUCGUCGUCGGAGUUGGCGCCGGAGUCCAAUGACACGGGUAUGCGAACUAAAAGGGCAAUGGGAUCCUUUUCUGAUGUUCACAAGGCAGUAACAUCGCAGAAGCAGUUCAAAACUGCAACGCCAUCUCUGGAUGUGCAGCGAGCUGAGUUGUCUCGACAGCAUGUGAGAGCUCUCAAUUCCCAAUUCGCCAGCUGGGUGCAAAAACAACUUAACAACCACCCUGAUGAACUUUGGGAAGAUGGAGUUCAUGACUAUCUUACUCAUGCAUCCAGUAUCAUGCAAAAGUUCAGUGAUGUAGUGAACUGGUUAAAAGCAAAUGGAGCCAAGGGAGGACUUGGUGCCGAAUCUUCUGCCAGUGACAAAAAACCAUCACCUGAUACUAAUAAGAUAAAUGAGAAUAAUUUAUCUAAUGAGAGACAACCUGCUUUUGCUUCAACAAGUACGAGCUUUACUACAGCUGCAUUGCCUCCUGCCAUAUUCUCCUACAAUCAAAGCUCGGGAGCAGUGUCUAGUAGUAAAAACUCCAGCCUGCUUCUGUCAAAUAGCCAAAGCUCUGGAAUGUUCUGCGGUAGCCAAAGCCCUGCGUUACCUACAAACAGUCAAACGUCUGGAUUAUUAUCGAGCAGUCAGAGUACUGGGAUUUUCUCAAAUAGUAAGUUGGGAUCCUUGGCCGACAAUCAAAGUGCUGGUUUAUUCUCCAAAAGUCAAACCCACAGUGCCGGGUUACUAUCCAAUAGUCAAGGUGCUGGGAUGUUCUCCAAAAGUCAAACCCAAAGCUCCGGGUUACUAUUGCAUAGUCAAGGUGCUGGGUUAUUCUCAAAUAGCCAAACCCAAACUUUUGGGUCACUAUCCAAUAGCCAAGGUGGUAAUUUAUUCUCAAGUAGUUCGGGCCCUGCAUUGUUUUCAAGCAGUCAAAGUACUGGGUUCUUUUCCAGCAGUCCAAGCAGUGGAUUGUCUUCUGAGAGUCCAAGUUCUGCGGGUGGGUUUGCCAGCGUACCAGCUCCUAUCUUGUUUGGGGGUCAAAGUUCAGCUACCACAAAAGAUAAUGCCUCAGAUGAUGCAGCUGAUGGAGAUGAAUUGCCACAGCCUGGCAGUCCAUCAGUGAAGAAGGUUGAAGAAAAGGGUGUUGCCGUUGUCCAUCAAGUCAAGUGCAAACUCUAUGUCAAGCCAAAACCUUGUUUUCAGUCAAUUGAUCCUGCAGAUAAAGACACAUGGAAGGACAAAGGACCAGGGCAGCUUUCUAUAAAAUGUGCCGAGGGUGUCAGCAAGGGGACGAAAGAAUCAAGCCCAACUCUUAUCAUUCGUAAUGAUCUGGGGAAGGUGCUACUAAAUGCUUUGCUUUACCCAGGAAUUAAGACGAGUUUACAGAAGAAUUCUGUGGUUGCCAUAUUUCAUGUAGCGGCGGAUGAUUCUGGUAGCAAUGAGAGCGUCGCGGCAAGAACAUUCUUAAUCCGAACAAAAACUGAGGACGAUCGGGACAAGCUAGCAACCGCUAUCCGGGAAUAUGCGCCUGAAUCGUGAAUGUUUGAAUUUGUUUGAUCACAAAACUUAUCCAAACGAUAUAAUUUAUGAUAUGAUCACUCCCUCUAACUCUGUCAGAUUUUGGAUUUGUUUGAUUUCAUAGCCAAGUGCCCAAUUUUAGGAUUUCAACAGCUUGGCAUUCAUAAAUACUGAAAGAUCUCUUUGACGUUAUCACAAAACUAAAAGAAUGGAAUACAGAAAGUAACGAUCUAGCAAAGCAUCAUCAAUCUAUCUACUCCUUUGAUAUCGUUUAUUGUUUCUAGUUUCGAAGUUUGUUCGGCAAGAAAUCAAGCAACCCAAAAAGAAUCAAACUAGUUAAGGAAAAUAAUAGAUGGAUUGUUCAAAAACAGUUGAGUUUCUAUCCUUCAAACUAGGGGUCUUUUCUCUUCAUCUUCUUGUUCUUCACCUUUUCCUACACCCGAAUUGGUUUCCUCGUGUAACUCCAAUUGCUUACGUGUGAUCAUCUUCGGAGGAAGUUUGGCAUCUGACAUCAUCUUUAACAUGAUUCCCAUGGCGAUCAGUAGCAAUCCAGACCCAUGCUGCUCAGUCAAUGGCUUUGUGAAUAUCAUAUAAGAUAGCAACAAAGUGACUGCCUUCCUAGCAGUUGUUAU